Messenger RNA from Trypanosoma theileri, 1155 nucleotides. RefSeq names its product UDP-Gal or UDP-GlcNAc-dependent glycosyltransferase. Gene Ontology annotation, molecular function: hexosyltransferase activity. NCBI's taxonomy places the organism in Eukaryota, Euglenozoa, Kinetoplastea, Trypanosomatida, Trypanosomatidae. Gene Ontology annotation, cellular component: membrane. The transcript has a single exon. The coding region runs from base 1 to 1155 and encodes 384 amino acids. The record is from RefSeq and is a predicted model, not a curated record.
AUGGCAAACCGUGGUCCACGAAAGGCAGUCAUCGUCAUAACUCUAUUUUUCCUCCUUCUCUCAUUACAGGCAUUCAUUGCAUUCCUCUAUAAUGAUGCUUUUACAGCAUUCGAGUCCAAUGGGUAUCCCUCUGAUACAUCGUUGAACGUCACUGCCGCCGUAAAGCCGCAUAGUCCAGAUGACACAGCUGACAAUGAGUCUCUGCGCUACAUCCCACACAGCACCAUACAGACAUGGAGGGAGCGUGACUACCUCAUUGUGUUUGGGAUCCUGUCUAUUGACAUUGAGGCGAGGCGGAGACACCGUUAUCUGCAGCGGACUACGUGCUGGCAGUUCCCCGGUGUUGCACGGAGGGCGAAUAACUUCACUGGGGCCAUGUUGGUGUUGUAUGUACUUGCACGGCACCCAUCACAUGGCUAUAACUUUUCCGCUGUACUACUGGAGGAGGCUGAUGAGUGGCAUGAUGUGAUUACGUUUCAUAAAAAUGAAGGACGAUCUACGACAGAGAAGACCGUUACUGGGGUGGGUUAUUGGGGUACCGAAGCUGAGAUUGGUAUGAGUCGUAAGGUGUACUUUUGGUUUGAGUUGGCACUGCGAGUAUUCCCGAAUGUGAACUACAUUUCGAAGGGAGACGAUGACAUGUUCCUGCGAGUACCACAGUUCCUCGCUGAUCUGCGUACACUACCCAGGCGCAGAGUGUAUUGGGGAGUUCCGAUAGGUUGGAAAGCGCGGAAGGGAAGCAAGAAUGUUGGAUUUCGUUUUGCGGGUGGAAUGUGCUAUACCCUCUCAAAGGAUGUGGCACAGCAGUUUGUUUCUUACAACCCCAUACAGCGGUUAGUGAACCUACCGUAUAGUAAUGAGCGGGAACCCGAGUUUUUCUCAUUUAGUAUGCAUCGUGAAGAUGUAUUUGUAGGUCAUAUUCUAUACCUUGAGUUGAAUGGACGAAAAUGUGAUUUUUUUGCAGAAUCACCAUGCCGUUUUCAUAAUUUUUACAAUAAAGAAGGUGUUUCUGCGGUCACGUCGAGUUCUGUUGUUAUUCAUAAGUUGCCGGAGGCUGACUAUAUUAAGUUGAUGAAGCAGUUCAGUGUUAACAACACUUACCUUCCAAAGGUAAAGGUGCUGCGCGGUCGUGGAUACGUUAGGAUUUCCUGCUGA